Messenger RNA from Gavialis gangeticus (Gharial), 3954 nucleotides. It is a transcript of the gene PTX4, whose product is annotated as pentraxin 4. NCBI's taxonomy places the organism in Eukaryota, Metazoa, Chordata, Crocodylia, Gavialidae. The record is from RefSeq and is a predicted model, not a curated record. The transcript has 3 exons. The coding region runs from base 1058 to 2644 and encodes 528 amino acids.
CAUGAAUAUAGUAAGAUAAGCUGGAAGUGAUGCCUCAUCAUUUCUUUUCAGAAGAACCAGCCACAAAACUCACAUCCUCUUGCACUAUGCAACUGUCAUUAGUAUUUUGUAUUUUAACUUUUGUGAGUAGGCCCAAGCUCAGCCUGAGUUUCACAGCCAUCAGAGUGAUGAGGCCAACUAGCCUAUCCGCCUGGUAAUUAACUCAUAGUGCUGUGUGGACACAGUUACAUUAGUGCAUGUGAGCCAACAUACUCUGCAAAGCAGAAUCCUGAUGAGGUUAUGUGGGGCCUCUGAGGGCAGUUAGCAGGUGUCUAUGAUUCCCAAGUGCCUGUCUGUUUAGAGCUUUACCCUCAGAGUCUCCUGAAGCAAGUGACUAUGGUGAGCUUCUAUAUCCAGCAGGCAGACCCUUGGCAGAAUGUGGAUGGUGUGGAUAUUGAUUUGAUCUGGUGUGUGAUGACUCUUUCUGUGACAAUGGCCAUCUGGGUUGCUGCUCCUGUACCAGUGAGCUGUGCUGCAUGGAAGGUUGUUGGUUGCACCCCAAGCCAGAGCAGUGCUAGCAGGAAGCCAUUGGCUUGGAUCAGGAAGCAAGCAGACCCACGCUCCUGCAAAGCUCAUCUGGGCUCCUACAUAAGUCUGGCUGAGCAGAGAUGUUUCUAGUGUUCCAAUAAAACCAGCCAGGCUGACUCAGAGCUGGGGAGAGAGGUAUCCUAGUGCUUUUAUAAACAGGAGCAGUCCGAUCUCUGCCCCUCCCCUAGCCCUGCUCCUGCUCCCUGUUAGCAGGGCCUCUGCUCCAGCCUGAUUUGCUCCUGAAGUAAGAACUACUCCUGUGCUAAGCUUGGCUCCUUGGGAAUGCUGAUGGAGUCUGCAGAUCCUGUCUGUUUUCAGGCCAACCCACAGACUUUGUUUAGCAAAGGAAUGUGAGACCUUAGUAUCGAAGGAAGAAAGCCAGUGAGCAGCCACAGAGACUAGAGAAAGCCAGAGAGAGAGAGAGAGAGAAGUGAAGAACCCUUCCUGAGACCUACCAAGCAGCUUUGUGAGGUCUGCUCUCUGUUUCAGAAUGAGCUGGGUGAGGAGGAUGCUGCCCAUUUGCUUUCUUCUGGCUGUUGCCUGUCUGCAGGGAAGCUUGCUGCUGGAGGCUGGACCAGGGGAGCCGCGAAAGCCCUUCUUUGAGAGGUUUAGGAGACUCGAGGAGCAGUUCCGUCGGUUCCAGGAGGUGACCCUGAUGCGUCUCCAGGGCAUUGCAGGGAACUACAACAUUUCCUACAACAUUGACACCCGGUUCCAGCACUUGGCAAAGCAGUACAGCGGGAUGGUGUCUGCCCUCAAUGAGUCCCACACUGCUCUGCAGGGAGACCUGGACCACUUGAAAAUCUGGAUGAAGAAGCUGCAAAAGAAAACCAGAAAACUGGAUUUGAAGAUCUCAUCCCUGGAAGAAUCUGUGAACAAACAAAGCCAGCAGAGGACUGGGGAGAAGCAGCAGCAAGUUGCCCACCUGACCAACCUCACACUGCAGGUCACAGGCCACAAGGAGGCCAUCAGCUCUCUGCAUGCCAGCAGCAGCAGUCUGCAGAAAGAGCUGGUGAACCUCCAGGAAGCCAGUCAGAGCCAGGCGACCAAACUGGGUGCUUUGGAGCAUCUGCUGCAAAGCACAGCACACAAGGAGGCACUUUCCCCUCAGCACCUGCCUGCCACUCAGCUCCUGAACCAGACUCCCCAGGGCAAGCAGCUGGAGGCAGAAGGAAGCCCGACACAGAGCCUGAAGAAGUUACACACCAAGCACAGACAGAGAAAGAAGCUGCAAGAGGAGAGGCAGCAGCUUCUGGCCCAGUCUGCAGGCACAGGGCUGCAAAGCAGCCUACUCCAUGAACAUGCAACCCCUCUGCGGCCAAGUGAACCAGAGCCACUGACCAGAAGAGAACCACAGGCUGCCAGGCAGCAGCUCUCCAGUGUAGUCAAGGUCUCACAAGAGCAGAAGCAGCCAUCAGCCCCCAAGAAGCCAGGGACAAUCUGCAAUGUGGGUUCAAUGCUGCUUUUCCCCAACGUUUCCAUCGAAAACUUUGCCACCUUGAUCCCAGGCUUCAAGGCCAGCCUCUAUGAACUGUCCCUUUGCAGCUGGGUGAGCACCCCCUCUUCCUACCUGGGCACUAUUCUGUCUUAUGCAAUGGAGGAGAAUGACAAUAAGCUGGUUUUGCAUGGCAGGAAUGCCAGGGUCCAUGGCUCCAUCCACUUCGUCAUUGGAGACCCAGCUUUCCGGGAGCUGCCCGUGGGACAAUUGUUGGACAGCAGGUGGCACCACCUGUGCAUCAUCUGGUCCUCUGUGCAGGGCCAGUACUGGUUUUAUGUGAACAGGAGGCUGGUAUCCAUGGGCUCCAAAUUCCAGAAGGGCUACGUGAUUCCUCCUGGUGGCUCACUCAUCCUGGGCCAGGAGCAAGAUGUAGUAGGUGGCGGGUUUGACCCCUCAGAAGCCUUUGUAGGACAUUUGGCUGGCUUAGCCAUCUGGAACCGUGCACUCUCACCUGGGGAGGUCUCUGGUAUUGCCACAGGGAAGGGCCUGCCCCAUGGCAUCAUCUUGACGCUAGCUGACAUCUCUCUGCAUGGAGGAGUGCAGAAGGUGAAUUGCACUUGCCUGGAGCAUUGUUUGUAAACAAAGCCCUCCCUGCCCCAGGCUGUACCUAACAUACAUGAAUCACAUGCAGCCCAGGAUGCCCACCACCAGGUAGUUACUGACACUGGUUUGUAGUGCCAGGAAAACUCUGACUGACCUUCUGGGCCAUUUCUUUCAUGAGGUAGGGAGUGGGACCAGGCUUAUUGUGACCCAGCCACAGGGCUGCCAAUUCAAGUGUUUUUACUGACAAUCUGCAAACUUUUUAUUAACAAACUUUUUUUACUGACUUCUGUUUUAUAUAAUAAAAAUGUAACCCUUCUGCCAGGCCCUGGGCAGCAAUAACAAGGGGGUUCACAUUUGGGGUUUAACACCAACUUUCUAAACUUGGCUCAAGGUCCUACCCAGAAACUUGGUAAAAUAAAUUGUAACUAUGUUCUAAAGUGAAGAAAAGUCCCUAUUUGCAAGAGACAUUCAGCUAAAAGAGGGUUUUACUGCAGGGGAAAAAGAGAUAAAUGCACAACCUUAGAGAAAACCUUAACCAUUAAACAUUAAGUAAAAACCAAACAGUUAAUCAAGGGAGCAGGCACCCAGGACUGCCUCACUGCUGACGUGGCCCCACCUAUGUCUGUUCACAGAGGGCUCUGCCCCACGUGCUCAGCAUCCACCAUCCCAUACCAUGCAGACUCCACUACCUACCUAUACUCACUCCUUGUUCAGCAGUGGCACGCUGGAGUCCCAGAGGCUCCCUGCCAGUGACAUCAGGCCUCUCUGAACGUCUGGCUCUGGAUCAGAGCUGUCUCUGAGCUGGUCGUGCCACCUGGCACCAGGUCCUGCUCAGCUGCCUUUGUCAUUGUGGCAAGCAGUCAUUGGGUCUGUAAACAAGUGUUACAGUACCACUGUCAGGAUCAGGGUGUGUGGUCUUGUGGCUGCAGAGGCCCUGGUUAGUCCUGGCAGUCCUGGGGCAGGUGGGACUGGGCAACAUGAGCCCACAUUGCCACCCAGCCUGGUCAGACCUGUGUUGCCCUUGAACAGCUGGCAGGAGGCUUCCACCUCCUGCAUGCAUGCCCUCAUUUGGUGCCCACACCUGCAGUCCUGUUCCUGGGGGCUUCAUGGGCACCUCCCUAUCAUUGGGGAAGCAGCUAUAGAGUGAUUCAAUCCAGAAGGGCUUAAGCUCCAGUCCUGGGGAUCAUCCAGGCCUGGUCCCCACCUCCUCUACCAGCACAAUACCAGGGCUCUGGCCCCCAGCAGCACUUCAGGCCCCAGCACCAGCUGCUCCAGGAGCUGGCACUCAGGAACAGGUAUAAAUAUGGCAGCAGACACCUGAGUCAUAAGUACCAGCCUGUACCAAC